Gastrolobium bilobum is the source of this 1140-nucleotide messenger RNA. RefSeq lists its product as uncharacterized. The record is from RefSeq and is a predicted model, not a curated record. Bases 1 to 1140 code for a protein of 379 amino acids. Lineage: Eukaryota; Viridiplantae; Streptophyta; Magnoliopsida; Fabales; Fabaceae. The transcript has a single exon.
AUGAAAGGUGGAGAAGAGAAGAAAGUGCUGAGGUUGAAGAAGGCACUUUACGGGUUGAAGCAGGCACCACGGGCGUGGAAUACUCGUAUUGACACUUAUUUCAAGGAAAAUCGUUUUGAGCAGUGCCCCUAUGAACGUGCACUUUAUAUAAAGAAAAUUGGAGAUGAUGUUUUGUUUGUGGCUCUUUAUGUGGAUGACCUCAUCUUUAUGGGGAACAAUGAUGGAAUGAUACAAGAAAUCAAAAGAACAAUGACAAUGGAGUUUGAGAUGACAGAUCCCGGUCUGAUGAGAUAUUUUCUUGGUCUGGAAGUCAGACAAGACAACUUGGGUAUUUUUGUCUCUCAGGAAGCAUAUGCAAAGGAGAUUCUCAAAAGAUUUAAGAUGACAGAUUGCAACCCGGUUUCAACCCCUAUGGAACCCGGUUCAAAACUCUCAAAGUAUGAUGGUAGAGAUCGAGUUGACGCAAGCAACUACCGAAGUUUGGUAGGAUGUCUUCGUUAUCUGACAUGCACAAGACCGGAUCUCUCACUGAGUGUUGGGAUUGUAAGUCGGUUCAUGGAGGAGCCGAGUUAUUCACACUGGAAGGCGGCAAAAAGAAUCUUGAGGUAUAUACAAGGGACAACUUCAUUGGGACUUCACUACUCGAGGUCCGAAAAUUAUAAGUUAAUUGGGUACACUGAUAAUGACUGGUGUGGAGAUGUAGACGAUCGGAAAAGUACGUCGGGAUAUGUAUUCUUCAUGGGCAACACGACAUUCACUUGGAUCUCGAAGAAACAACCCAUUGUGACUUUGUCGACCUGCGAAGCUGAAUAUGUAGCUGCAUCUUGGUGUGUUUGUCACGCAGUAUGGCUCAGGAACUUACUAAGCAAGCUGGAGGAGAAACAAGUCGGCCCAACCGAGAUCCAUAUUGAUAACAAGUCAGCUAUAGAGUUAGCCAAGAACCCGAUGAAUCAUGAAAGAAGCAAGCAUAUUGACGUCUGUUUUCACUUCAUCCGGGAUCAAGUAAAGGAAGGAAAUGUGGAGUUAUUACAUGUGGCAAGUCAAGACCAAGUCGGAGAUAUUUUCACAAAACCACUGCCGACGUUACUACUGAAAAACUGCAAAAGAAUGAUUGGCAUGAAAGAUGGCAGAAGCAUUUAA